AAUGCAACGAGCCUAGUGAAAGUAUCACUGCCAAAAUGGCAUGCCACACCCGUUCCAAAGUCGUCGGUCAAGUCGAGGUCGGCGCGCAAUGCAGUUUGCCUCUGGCUCACAAGUCUGUCGGGUGCUCGUUCAAAGCAGAGAGCGAGUCUCGGAGCGUGCAGACUACGGAGACUGUGGAACAGUUAAGCACCAGCUCAGUAUCGAGGCCUUCCAUUUCUCGAUCAAGUGCCACAUGUGACAACUCAAAGCAAGAAUGUCUCCACCGAUGUCACCUCUGUGAAUAUGAGACUGAUAAACUGUUUCUUCUGGAAGCACAUGCCAGCGUCCACACUGGCGAGAAGCCAUUUCAGUGCCCUUCAUGCCUUCGGAGCUUCUCACGAAAGACCAACCUGAAAGAGCACCUGCGCACACACACAGGCGAGAAGCCAUUUGAGUGCCCUUCAUGCUCUAUGAGCUUCUCAAAAAGAGACACCCUAAACGUUCACCUGCGCACCCACACGGGUGAGAAGCCAUUUCAAUGCCCUUCAUGCCCUCAGAGUUUCUCACAGAAGGCCAACCUUAUGAAACACCUGUGCACCCACACAGGCAAGAAGCAAUAUGAGUGCCCGUCAUGCUCUCAGAGCUUCUCAAAAAGAGACACCCUAAACGUUCACCUGCGCACCCACGCAGAAGGUCAACUUUAUGAAACACCUGUGCACCCGCAUAGGCGAGAAGCCAUAUCAGUGUUCUUCAUGCUCUCGGAGCUUCUCCCUGAAAUCCACUCUUAG
Molecule: messenger RNA, 767 nt
Organism: Dermacentor silvarum
Lineage: Eukaryota; Metazoa; Arthropoda; Arachnida; Ixodida; Ixodidae
Product: zinc finger protein 239-like
Exons: 3
Coding region: 36-767 (243 amino acids)
Source: RefSeq, a predicted model, not a curated record